UGGAUGCGACUAGACACGGUGAAUGGGGAGAUCACCUUACUCUUCAAGCUGCUGCAGAUCGUUUCGAAGCCAAGAUCUGCUUAGUCACAUCAUUUCGAGAACAAUCCUACAUUGAGAUACUUCCUCAUAACAAGAACCCUCUUAGAGAGGCUUGGCUUAGCUUCUGGAGCGAAGUGCAUUACAAUUCGUUAUAUUCUAGUGGAGUAGCUCUUGCUCUUCCAGAUGUUCCCACAAGAAAACCCAGAAAGAAGCAUUGGCUCUUCUAG
Molecule: messenger RNA, 266 nt
Organism: Microthlaspi erraticum
Lineage: Eukaryota; Viridiplantae; Streptophyta; Magnoliopsida; Brassicales; Brassicaceae
Source: the annotation of a GenBank genome assembly